CACACUUGGAAACAAUAAGAAACUACAAGUGAGAAGUUAAAUUAAAAGUCUUCCACCGAUCUUUGCAGUUUGCAUUAAUAAUAAAAACAUUCAGAAACCGAGAACCGCUUUUUUCUUCUUUCUUCCAGCCUAAAGUACUCUGAGACCAUUGUACUCUCUAAAACCCUCUUCUUAACUCUCUCUCUCUCUCUCUCUCUCUCUCUUUCUCUCUCUUCUUCCUUCUUUGCUUCUUCUGAGAUACGCUUCUGCUACUCUACUAUACUCCCAUGGAGCUCUAAUGGGUCUCUGCAAUUUCCACUUUUUCCCACUUUUCUUCUGAGAAUUUCAGCUCAAGAGUAAUGGAUGAGUCUUAUCUAGUGCGUUUCGUGUUUCUGCUCUGUUUGGUUUCGUCCUCCGUGUUCUGUCUGGAUGACUCUGACCAAAACGCAACCGCUUCUUCUGCUGUUUACAUUGUCACUCUCAAGGACCGUCCAUCUGUUCAUUUCCCCGGCAGAGAAUCGACGAGUAGCUCCAAACAAAGCCUUACCGCUUGUUCUUCAUCCCAAAAUUACAGAACAUUGAACCGAAGUGCUUCUAUUAUUAGAGUUCAUGAUUCGUUGUUGAGAAAAGUAUUGAGAAAUGAGAAUUAUCUUAAGCUGUACAGUUACCACUAUCUCAUUAAUGGGUUUUCAGCUGUUCUUACCCAAAAACAGGCGGAUAGACUUGCGGCUAGGGAAGAAGUGGACAAUGUGGUUUUGGAUUUUUCGGUUGAGAAAGCAACUACUCAUACACCACAGUUCUUAGGUUUGCCUCGUGGAGCUUGGCUUCGUGAUGGAGGUUAUGAGUAUGCAGGGGAAGGAGUAGUUAUAGGGUUUAUUGAUACUGGAAUUGAUCCCACUCAUCCUAGUUUUAGUGACAAAAUCCUGGGGCAUACAUAUACGGUUCCUCCUCGGUUUACUGGCGUCUGUGAAGUUACCAGUGGUUUCCCUCCCGGUUCUUGCAAUAGGAAACUCAUUGGAGCACGCCAUUUCGCUGAGUCUGCUCUCAGUAGAGGUGUCUUGAAUUCAACUCAGGACGAUGCUUCACCAUUUGAUGGUGAAGGACAUGGCACGCACACAGCUUCUGUUGCAGCUGGUAAUCAUGGGAUCCCGGUGGUAGUUGCCGGUCAUCACCUUGGGAAUGCCAGUGGGAUGGCUCCUCGUGCUCAUAUUGCUGUCUACAAGGCAUUGUAUAAGAGGUUUGGAGGAUUUGCUGCAGAUAUCAUUGCAGCCAUAGAUCAGGCCGCUCAAGAUGGAGUUGACAUAAUAAACCUAUCAAUCACACCAAAUAGACGUCCUCCUGGUAUUGCUACAUUCUUCAACCCGAUCGAUAUGGCAUUGUUUUCAGCUGUGAAAGCUGGGAUCUUUGUAGUGCAAGCAGCUGGAAACACAGGACCAGCUCCUAAGACCAUGUCUUCCUUCAGUCCAUGGAUCUUUACAGUAGGAGCUACAUCUCAUGAUAGAGUAUAUACUAACUCGAUAAUCCUUGGAAAUAAUGUCACUGUUCCUGGAGUUGGACUCGCAUCUGGUACAAGAACAAUGCACAAACUUAUAUUAGCUACACAUGCGCUUAGCAAUGGUACAACUGUUAUGGAUGCUAUAUAUGUUGGGGAAUGCCAAGAUUCAAGUAGCUUCGAUCAGAAGCUGGUGCAGGGAAAGAUCCUCGUCUGCAGUUAUACUGUCCGAUUCAUAUUAGGUGUCUCAACCAUUAAACAAGCCUUAAUAACAGCUAAGAACUUAACAGCAGCAGGCCUUGUCUUCUAUAUAGAUCCUUCCGCCGCUGGUUUUCAGAUGACUUCAACUCCAAUGGAUAUCCCGGGAAUUCUAAUCUCCUCUCCUCAAGAUUCUCAGGCUUUACUACGGUACUACAAUUCUUCUCUGGUGAGGGAAAAUGGUUCAGGCAAAAUUGUUGGAUCUGCGUCAGCUGCGAGAAUUGUUGGUGGCAUGAAGCCUACCUAUGGCAUUACAGCUCCUAAGGUCAUGUACUUCUCUGCUAGGGGACCUGACCCAGAAGAUGAUUCUUUCGUUGAUGCUGAUAUAAUGAAACCCAAUAUAGUAGCUCCCGGAAACGCUAUAUGGGGCGCUUGGAGUCCUCUCGGCAUUGGUACAACUGAUUUCCAAGGUGAGCGUUUCGCUAUGGAAUCAGGGACAAGCAUGUCUGCUCCUCAUGUAACAGGUAUUGCGGCGCUCAUCAAGCAGAAGUUCCCACAUUUCACUCCUGCAGCCAUUGCAUCCGCACUUUCAACAACAGCUUCUCUAUCAGACAGAAAGGGUCAGCAUAUAAUGGCACAACGCAUUGUCUUAAACCCUGACAUUAGUCAGUCCCCUGCAACACCUUUUGAUAUGGGUAGCGGAUUCGUCAAUGCAACUGCAGCUCUUGACCCUGGUUUGAUUUUCGACAUAGGUUACAAUGAAUACAUGAAGUUUCUUUGUGGCAUCAACGGAUCAUCUCCGGUUGUUCUGAACUACACUGGUGAAAGCUGCUCGGCGUACAACUCCUCCCUCGCAGCCUCUGACCUGAACCUACCUUCAGUCACAAUAGCUAAGCUCGUUGGUACUCGAACAGUCCUAAGAUGGGUCACUAAUAUUGCAACCACGGCUACAAACGAAACAUAUAAAGUCGGUUGGAAGGCACCGGACUCAGUCUCCGUUAAGGUCUCACCUGCCAAGUUUACAAUCGGAAACGGGCAGACACGGGUCUUGACUGUUGUCCUUGGAGCGAUGAAGAAUGUUUCAAUGGCGAGUUUUGGGAGAAUUGGCCUGUUUGGAGAUAGAGGUCAUGUUGUUAACAUUCCGGUUGCAGUCAUCUACAAGAUUGCUGUCUGAAAAAUAGGUUGUUAUAUGCAGAGUUUUUUUUUUUUUUUAGUGUGAUGAUGAAACAAACUUGAAAGAGUUGAUAUUGUUUUGGAGAUUAGUUAAUGUAUGUUUUUGUGCAUUGCUUAAAAAGCGUUAGAGAGAUUUUGUAGUUUGUAAAUGUGUUUGGAAUGAUGAAGUUUGUUGAAUUAAAUCUAA
Messenger RNA from Camelina sativa (false flax), 3029 nucleotides. RefSeq names its product subtilisin-like protease SBT2.1. The record is from RefSeq and is a predicted model, not a curated record. Gene Ontology annotation, molecular function: serine-type endopeptidase activity. Gene Ontology annotation, biological process: proteolysis. Lineage: Eukaryota; Viridiplantae; Streptophyta; Magnoliopsida; Brassicales; Brassicaceae.